AUGUCCUAUUCUCUUUCUUGGGUGAUCAAACUAAUCAUAAAUAAAUCUCAAUCCAAACACAAUUGCCUUUACAGUAUCGGAUUAAUACAACUAGGAAAUUAUAUUGCCACUAAUUUAAAUAUUCUUUCAGAGGUAUUAGGAAUAAGUAUAGUAGAACUCCAAUUAAAAAUAGCAUCAUGGAAAACGGUUCUAUGGGACCCUCAUGAUAAAAAUGCCGUUCUUUCAGAAUUUGAUAAAAAUCCUAUUCCACAACAAUGGCAACUGAUACAAUUGAAUUCAUCAGACCCGAUUGUACUAGCUUUCUCAACUCAUCCAAGAUUAGAAACUCCACGUGUUAAUAGGGUUAAUCCACAAAGGAAUGUGGAUAAGCAAUCUAAAGCAUCUAACACAGAUACACAUAAAAGUUCUGAAACUAUUUCAAGUAUAAAUGAACGUUUUGUCAGAAAUAUAAUUAAUCAAACCCCGCCACCAAAGAAUAAUUCACAAAUUAGCAUUCCUCCAUUACUCACUCCUCAGCAUCCUUCACCUCCACCGCCUGAGCCGAAGAAAACUUCUAAAAGUUCUAAAGGUCAACGCUGUAUAGCAGUUGGUUUAUAUACUCAUUCAAUUGUCCCUGAGAAAUGGGAAAUAGAUACUUCUCCACUUGAAAGAUAUGAAUUUUAA
Messenger RNA from Trichomonas vaginalis G3, 663 nucleotides. RefSeq lists its product as uncharacterized. Bases 1 to 663 code for a protein of 220 amino acids. The transcript has a single exon. Lineage: Eukaryota; Parabasalia; Trichomonadida; Trichomonadidae. The record is from RefSeq and is a predicted model, not a curated record.